Molecule: messenger RNA, 2677 nt
Organism: Anolis carolinensis (green anole)
Lineage: Eukaryota; Metazoa; Chordata; Lepidosauria; Squamata; Anolidae
Gene: chmp5
Product: charged multivesicular body protein 5
Exons: 8
Coding region: 97-756 (219 amino acids)
Biological process (GO): late endosome to vacuole transport via multivesicular body sorting pathway; vesicle budding from membrane
Cellular component (GO): multivesicular body
Source: RefSeq, a predicted model, not a curated record
AGCGGUCAGGCGCUUCCGGGUCUGAGGGAAGCGGCGUUCCGGCGAAAGCUUCCUGGUCGCCCUAUUGUUGGUGUUGUUGCCUGUUGUGUCGCCGCCAUGAACCGCUUGUUUGGCAAGUCGAAGCCCAAGGCGCCGCCCCCGAACCUGACGGACUGCAUUGGCACGGUGGACAGCAGAGCAGAGUCCAUUGACAAGAAAAUUUCUAGACUUGAUGCAGAACUGGUGAAGUAUAAAGAUCAAAUGAAGAAAAUGAGGGAGGGACCUGCAAAGAACAUGGUAAAGCAGAAAGCCCUGAGAGUGUUAAAACAGAAGAGGAUGUAUGAAAACCAGCGUGAUAACCUUGCCCAACAGUCUUUCAAUAUGGAACAAGCCAAUUAUACCAUCCAGUCUCUGAAAGAUACCAAAACGACGGUGGACGCCAUGAAAGUGGGAGUAAAGGAAAUGAAAAAGGCUUACAAGCAAGUGAAAAUUGAUCAUAUUGAGGACCUCCAAGACCAGUUAGAAGAUAUGAUGGAAGAUGCUAGCGAAAUUCAGGAAGCACUAGGUCGCAGUUAUGGAACUCCAGAAAUUGAUGAAGAUGACUUAGAGGCUGAACUGGAGGCACUGGGUGAUGAACUUCUAGCUGAUGAAGAUAGCUCCUAUUUGGAUGAAGCAGCAUCCGUUCCAGCUAUUCCAGAAGGCAUGCCAACUGAAGCAAAAAACAAAGAUGGUGUACUGGUGGAUGAAUUUGGACUCCCACAGAUCCCAGCAACAUAACUGCCCCCAUUCAUUGGGAAUGCUGUCUUUUAUUUGACAUAUGUCUAAGCAAAAACAUUUUGAGGUUGUGGGAACUCUCGUUUUCAGUGCGAUGGUUUGGAACAUGGAGUGAACAAUGAAUGAUAAUUCUCCUUCUUUGAAGAUAUUUUAUUACUAGCUUUUGUAUUAAAAACAAGAAAUUGACACUACUCUUCUAAAAUAUUGCUGUUGUAGACAUAUUGUAUGAAAAAAAUAUGUGGGAUUAUUUAUAGUUUUCUUUGGUUUCAUGUUUCCCUGGACAACAGAGGGCCAUAGUGGUGGUGUAUCUUAAAAUAACAUUGUUAUGCCUGCUAUGAUCAUGAACAUUUUCUAAGAAUAUUUACAUUUUGACUCCAUUGCUAGUAUAACUUGCCAUCCUUAAGUGUAAGUGUAUAACAAAUAUAUGCAAAGGAGAUUACUAUCUAGAAUUUUUGACAUAAAUUGUACGCUAUAUAUAAUGUAGCUUGAUAUGCUUUUUUCUUGAACCUCCAUUUCAGUUAUUGUUAAAAACCAAGCUAUUCAUUUUAAUAAUACUGGUCUCUAGGUAGUAGAUGUAAUGAUAAGCAAUAAUACAUUCUGUUUCUACUUGACAACACUUCAUAUGUAAUUGUUUUGGAAUCACCAGAUUUCCCCAAACUGAUGCGGCUUUGUUCCUUUAUGUUUGUUGUUUGGAAGAUGUGUAGUCCAGGUCAGUACCUGACUUUAUGAGGAACCUACAUUGAAAAGGGAGCCUCGUGGUAGGGAAGCCACUGUUCCUGUUAGGCUUUCUCCAAGUCUAUUUUCAAAGCCAAUAAUCCUAUACAUAUUUUGUUAAUAGUAAUGAACCAAAAUAUAUAGGGUUCGUUAUUAUUCAGCUGUUUGGAUUGACCAAAUAGUUCAACUAUACGACCUUACUGGCCAUACUAAAUAUGACACUUGUGUUCUUUUCCAUAAAGACUUAUUUCUAAACUCAUUUUGAAAUGUUACACUGAAAUUAGUAAGACUGAGGUUUCAAAAAAAUCCUAGAACAAGCAAGUGACAUUUCUUUAUUCUCGGUUUAUGGUAUUUUAACGGAAUUGCAUUUGUUUAAUUAAGUAGUCAGAGCAAUUGUCUUAUCAUUUUAGUUGAUUUCUGCUAACUUUUCCUCUCCCCCCACCCCAACUCCCUUUAAUUUUGUCUAUGAAGAAUAUCCAGAGCUCCAAGACAACUAUCUGCCUUGGAGGGGUAGCCAUCAGCAAGACUUAUCUAUCAUUGUGGACAGGACCUGCUUGUUUUAUUCUUACCAUCACAAAAAUAGGCAAAUAGCUUAGCCAAGUGGAAGAGAAAUUAUCUCCUUUUUUGCAAAUGCAAGUCAAUCACUGGGUCUAAAUUUUAUUAGGAAUCAGAAGGCCAAAGGGAUUAUCAGAAAAAUUUCAGAUUUUGCUGGAUUGCAACUCCAUUUCUAACCACUCGCUAUGCUGCUAAGGGCUGCUAGGAGUUGCAGUUAAUUACUGAACUGCAAUAGAGAAUCACAUGAUUCCCAUACCUGAUUUAAUUAAUUCAAAUGGCUUUAGAAUCUGCCUGUACUGGACAUAUUCCAGAUUUCUGCCAUAGAUUUGGAGAGAGUUAUUCAACAGUGCUGGUUUGAUGUUUUACUAGUAGCAUACUUUUGUGGCCUCAGGUAACCUAUAACUUGCACAAAUGUUAGUUAUAGGCCUGAAGAGGGUAUGAAAUUGGUGUGGGAUUCAUAGCUAAUGUAACGGGAAUGAAUAGGAUUGGGACCAGAUUUAAACUGGCAUAUUAUUAUUGAAAGACAGGCUUGUGACAGCUAUAUUCCACAAAAUACUGUACAUUGAUGAAAUUUUUAUGCUAGUUGAAAUGGAGAUGUGUCAGUUAACAUGAUUAUCUUUUUCAGGAAGAAAUAAAUAGAAGAUUUAGUACUUUA